This is a messenger RNA of Durio zibethinus, 1747 nucleotides long. It is a transcript of the gene RPT5A, whose product is annotated as regulatory particle triple-A ATPase 5A. The record is from RefSeq and is a predicted model, not a curated record. Gene Ontology annotation, molecular function: ATP hydrolysis activity; ATP binding. NCBI's taxonomy places the organism in Eukaryota, Viridiplantae, Streptophyta, Magnoliopsida, Malvales, Malvaceae.
AUCAAAUAUAAUCGAAUCGAAUCUCCGUCAAGUCUGAAUUUUUUUAGGAAACAAGUUUGAGAACUACUCUUAUAUAACUUUAAGAACACAUAUACCACGAUCUUCCCAUCAAAAUCAUCGGUUUUUUUUUUUUUUUUUGCAAAACCCAUCACCAAUGGCAACCGCCAUGGUCGAAGAUUCGAGCUUUGAAGAAGACCAACUAGCUUCGAUGACGACCGAUGACAUCAUCCGAGCUUCUCGUCUUCUAGCUAUGGAGAUUCGACUUCGUAAGGAGGAAAUGCAAAGGACAAAUCUUGAGUUGAAUGCAUACAGGGAGAAGAUUAAGGAGAAUCAAGACAAGAUCAAGCUUAACAAGCAGUUGCCUUACUUGGUUGGCAACAUUGUUGAGAUAUUGGAGAUGAAUCCUGAAGAUGAGGCAGAGGAGGAUGGUGCCAACAUUGAUCUUGAUUCACGGAGGAAGGGUAAAUGUGUUGUGCUGAAAACAUCUACUCGUCAGACCAUCUUUCUACCUGUGGUUGGACUUGUUGACCCUGAUAAGUUGAAACCUGGUGAUUUGGUUGGGGUCAAUAAAGACAGCUACUUGAUAUUGGAUACUCUGCCAUCUGAGUACGAUUUUCGAGUAAAAGCUAUGGAGGUUGAUGAGAAACCAACUGAGGACUACAAUGAUAUUGGUGGCUUGGAGAAGCAGAUUCAAGAACUAGUUGAGGCCAUUGUGUUGCCUAUGACUCAUAAAGAACGGUUUCAAAAGCUAGGCAUUCGUCCACCUAAGGGGGUGCUCUUAUAUGGGCCUCCUGGCACUGGAAAAACUUUGAUGGGUCGUGCUUGUGCGGCGCAGACAAAUGCCACAUUUCUGAAGCUAGCAGGCCCACAAUUGGUUCAGAUGUUCGUUGGAGAUGGAGCAAAACUUGUCUGUGAUGCCUUUCAGCUUGCAAAAGAAAAAUCUCCAUGCAUCAUUUUUAUAGAUGAAAUUGAUGCAAUUGGCACAAAGCGUUUUGAUAGCGAAAUGAGUGGAGAUAGGGAGGUUCAGCGGACAAUGUUAGAACUACUCAACCAGCUUGAUGGCUUUAGCAGUGAUGAACGUAUUAAGGUUAUAGCAGCCACUAACCGAGCUGAUAUCCUUGACCCUGCUCUGAUGCGUUCUGGUCGAUUGGAUCGUAAAAUCGAGUUCUCACAUCCCAAUGAAGAAGCAAGAGCUCGAAUCCUUCAGAUCCACUCAAGGAAGAUGAACGUUCAUCCGGAUGUCAAUUUGGAAGAACUUGCUCGUUCUACGGAUGAUUUCAAUGGAGCACAAUUGAAGGCUGUUUGUGUGGAGGCAGGCAUGCUAGCUCUUCGCCGUGAUGCAACUGAGGUGAACCAUGAAGAUUUCAACGAAGGUAUCAUUCAGGUGCAAGCUAAGAAGAAGGCAAGCUUAAAUUACUAUGCAUAAUCGGGACAGCAUUUCACCGUGAGAAGCUGCCUUCAACGAAAAAGCCUCUAAUAUGGCAUGAUCCAUGCUCGUAAAGCAAGAUUCAAAUAUUUUUCUUUCUCAAAUUAAGGGGAAAAAAUCUCCUAAAUAUAGAUAAUCUUGCAGAAGCUAUACAACAAAAAUCGUGUAGAUGAACAUAUAUAUCUUCAAGUCAAUGUUAGUUAAAUCUCCAGUUCAAAUUCCCAUUUACAGACAAUUUACAUGCAACUUAAAAUGUCCCUAUUGUUUGCUGACGUCUGGAAAGGAGUUCUUUUUGUACAGGAGUAAUAUAUUUUAUACGAU